CUGGCCAACGAAGGUGUGCCGCCAUUGCCGUUGCAAGGCAAGAACUUUCAACGUGCUAGAAAUUAGAAAUUCCAAUCAAAAUGCAGCGGAGAGUGGAGCUCGAGAGCGGCGGUGAGAAGUGUGUAUAAGCGGCAGUAAUAUGAGGAGUUAAGAGAUCACAGAGUUGAGAGGUGCUAUGACAACGUGGUGGAAUAUAAGGAAACAACAUAAUGGUGGUUUCAAAUUAAAAUGCAACGAAAGCAAAUAAGCAACAAGACGUUGGUGUAACAAUAACAAUAAAGAAUAAAUAAAUAAUAAAGGGAAAAUAUUAAAACGCAGGAAUCAUAAUGGUAGCAAAGAAGAGAGAGAGAGUGAGAAGGAGAGGGGAGCAGAGAAAGUGUGAGAGAAAGUGAGGAGAAGAGUGAGCAGAAACGCAGCGGCACUAAGUUCGCUUAAGUGAGCAUCAUACUAAGCUAGAUAUCAUUGGUAAUGCGAGCGGUGUAAAAAUUCCAGCUAACUAAAUUUUGUCUCACGGUUCAGACAUAUUGGGUUAACAGUGUCAUGCGGCAAAGUCAAAAUGGCGUGCUCGAGUGACGCUACAAUUAGUUUGGAACACCUCAGCGUGCUUGAGACAUAUUCAGUAGAGCGUGUAAAUUCGAGUGGCUACUAAAAUAACAACAGUAGCAAAGUUGGCAGCAAGGAUAAGCUUAUAAACUAAUCGUGUUAGUGUCAUAUUUGUCAUACAAACACUGCAACAACCAAGUCGCUAUUUACUCUGACAGCUUGCUCAACAGUCGGUGACAAUUUGCAUUCGGCUUAUCCUCGCCAAACCGAUUUUUAGCCACUUUGACUGCGGUUAGAGCAACACGAUUACCCGCAGACGAUGAUCCGUCAGCAUCAGUGAAAAUAAAAUGUAGAAAAUUUUUAUUACAAAAUAUUUGUCAAUUUGAAAAUGAACAUAACAGUAAUGUAUUUAUACUAAUUGGUAAAUCUCGUUACGUUUUGGCAAGCUUUUCAUUUAAGUAGUCUGUUCUAUCUAUGCAUUUGCUGCUUUUCUUCCCACUUACUCGUUUAAAACUAUGCAAGUCACAAAAUACUUUUUAAAAAUUAUGUAAUCGUUUUUAUCUCUUUAUUGAAAUUGAAUUGGAUGGUUUGAAAAAUAUAUUGAAAUUUAUGAAACUAAUGUUUUUGUAACAUAAGCUUAAAUAAUUAAUUUUAAAAAUGUAUGCUUUUGUAAAUUAAUGAAAUGAUAAAGCGUUUUCAAUAAAUAUAUUUU
This is a messenger RNA of Bactrocera oleae (olive fruit fly), 1255 nucleotides long. Lineage: Eukaryota; Metazoa; Arthropoda; Insecta; Diptera; Tephritidae. The record is from RefSeq and is a predicted model, not a curated record.